GAGGUCAACAUCUAGUAACAAUUAUAACCAAUAAAAAAUGAAUGUAAUGCGAAGAAGACCCCUCCGGUGCAACUCCGACCACAAGUAAAUCCGGAAAGAAAAAGAGUCCACGGCCAAAAUGGACACUGCCUUAAAGGUUUGGAAAUAAUAGGGCGUUCCACGUUAUUUUAUUGAAGAUUUCCGCACUUUUCUGAAGUAGAAUAUAUGAGUUAAUCGACCUUCAUAUUUCUGGUUUCGGAUGCUGAUCUCUGUUUCCGAUCAUCAAUAUUUAAGAGUUUCAACCUCAAUUCAUCUACAUUUUCAGCAGCUAUUUCACUGCGAGCAGUUAUGCGCUGUGGUUAUCAUUAGUAGUUUAACAAGUGCGGGUAAUCUGCUUCUGGACUUAAUGUAAUUGGUUUCGAGCUAAGUUUACAUUCUAAUUUCAUUAACGAAUCAUUUCAGAGAUUUGGUUCAAGACUUGAUGAAAGUACUUUUCACCCUAGGUAAUUGUAUCGAGUUGCAGUUUUCUCUUGUUAAGUUGAUCGUAAAUAAGAGAGUUUGCCUGUACCGUAGCGUAGCUAAUUCCUUUUUGCGUUGAAGCACCUUGACCAGGAAGAGAGCUGGUCUGUACAAGUUAGGAGAGUUACAAUGGGACUCAAGACAGCGAUCAAAUGGCCAAAGCAGAUCACUCCAGCCUUAGUUCAGAAGUUGAUUCUGCGGGAACGAGAUAUUCAGAAAGCAGUCAUCAUAUUUGAUUCAGCCACAGCAGAGUACGCUAAUGGCUUUCGACAUGAUCAGAAUACUUUUAGCAUAAUGAUUUCUAAAUUAGCUUCUGCCAACCAGUUCAGGUCAGCUGAGGACCUCCUCGAUAGGAUGAAAAAAGAGAAAUGUAACUUAACUGAAGACAUAUUUCUAUCUGUCUGCAGAGCAUAUGGACGGGUUCACAGGCCUUUGGACUCCCUUAGGAUUUUUCACAAAAUGAAGGAUUUGCAGUGCGAGCGCACUAAAAAAUCUUAUGUUACAGUGUUUUCCAUACUUGUUUCUGAAAACCAGUUAAAGGUGGCCCAAAAGUUCCAUAGAGAUAUGAAAGAAGAGGGUAUUUCACCAAAUGUCGCUUUCCUUAAUGUUUUGAUUAAGGCUCUCAGCAUGAACAAGAGUACCAUAGAUGCAGCACUUGCAGUGUUCAAAGAAAUGCCUGAUAAGGGGCAUAUUCCUGAUUCUUACACAUAUGGUACACUUAUUAGUGGCUUAUGUAAAUUGGGGAUGAUUGAUGAAGCAAAAAGGCUGUUCAAAGAUAUGGAGACAAAAGGUUGUUCACCCACAGUUAUUACUUAUACCUGCUUGAUACAUAGUUUAUGCCGUUCUAGCAACUUGGGUGAAGCAAUGAAAUUGCUAAAAGAGAUGGGUAGCAAAGGAAUUGAACCCAAUGUAGUUACAUUCAGUUCUCUAAUGGAUGGUCUGUGUAAAGGUGGCCGUUCAUCGGAAGCCCUCGAGCUACUGGCAAAUAUGAUAGCUAAGUGCCUUACUCCAAACGUGAUAACUUACAGUUCCUUAAUUAACGGACUAUUGAAAGAAGGGAAACUUCAAGAAGCAGUUGAGAUUCUUGACAGAAUGAAACUUCAAGGAUUGAGACCGAAUGUAGGGUUGUAUGGUAACCUCGUAACCUGUCUAUGUGAGUGCUCUAAGUUUCGCGAGGCUGCAAACUUCCUCGAUGAGAUGGUCCUUGGUAAAGUCUCACCUGGAUGUGUAACUUGGAGUCUUCACAUUAAGAUGCAUAAUAUGGUAGUACAGGGGCUCUGUGAGAAAGAUCUGGGUCGAGCUUUUCAAGUGUACUUGAGUAUGCGAACUCGAGGCAUUUUGCGUAACCAGUCAACUUAUAGUUCUCUGGUAGCUUGUUUUUGUUCGACAGGAGAUGCUCAGAAAGCUUAUCGUGUAAUUCAUGAAAUGGUGCUUGAUGGGUUUGUUCCCGAUGAGGUCACAUGGAAUGCUAUUGUAAGUGGAUUCUUGUGUCGAAAGAAAGUGCAUGAAGCUGCUGAGUUAGUACAGCUCGAGUUGGUGGGAGAGUUUCUUAAGCCUGUGGUGUAAAACUGUAAAUCUUGAGUUUCGGCGGGUAAUGAAGCAGUGAUGCUGGACAACAGGUGGCAGACUGGUUUUGUUUUUCACUAUCCAGUGAAGAUCCUGCAUGCAUAAUGUAAACUCUAAAGCAAACUGAAAAAGGAGAACUUAUUGGAUGUAUGAGAUAAAAUACACUGAUUCCUAAUGAACCUCGUCAGGUUUACAUAUGAAUGAAUUAGGUGUACCAAUACAAACAGAAGUUACUUAGCAGAGAGGGGAAAGCCGAUCCCGUGGCGUUCGGUAGGGAAUGCAACAAACAUCAUACUGCAAAGGACACCAAUACCGACUGGUAAGUUCGUAAGGAGCUCCUUGACUUCAUCUGAUGGUGUUGGGUAGAAGCACUUCACAACAUUCUGAUCAAACAAGGCAACAGCUCCGAAUACCAGAACAGACAUGAAAGCAUGCACGAAAUCCAUAAACCUUAAACGGUAUCGUGCUGCCACUUCAGGCAUCAUGCAGCAAGAGCCAUCAAUAAUGUACAAUCCUCGAAAAG
Molecule: messenger RNA, 2587 nt
Organism: Papaver somniferum (opium poppy)
Lineage: Eukaryota; Viridiplantae; Streptophyta; Magnoliopsida; Ranunculales; Papaveraceae
Product: pentatricopeptide repeat-containing protein At5g46100-like
Exons: 3
Coding region: 628-2064 (478 amino acids)
Molecular function (GO): protein binding
Source: RefSeq, a predicted model, not a curated record